CCUUAUAUUAACUCAGACUCCCUUCUCUGCUUUUCAGUUCGAAAUUCUUUUUCACCAAAUAAUCUUCCUAAGGUUUUCUGCAUUAAUGGAACUUCAGUUCCAAAAGCACCAAGAGGAACUUUUCCCAGCAACCAAACAGAGCACAGUCAGAAGGAAAACUGCUUCCAACAAAAGCAUGUUUGUUGGUGUGAGACAAAGGCCUUCUGGGAAAUGGGUAGCAGAGAUAAAGAACACAAGCCAAAAGAUAAGAAUGUGGCUUGGGACUUUUGAUACAGCUGAAGAAGCUGCUCGAGCUUACGACGAAGCUGCUUUUCUCCUCCGUGGAUCCAAUACCCGAACGAACUUUGUUGGACCAAGCCCUGCCAAUUCUCCCCUCUCUUCGAAAAUCCGAAACCUCCUUAAUCAAAAGAGAGCUUCCAGACAGAACCAUACUUUUUCCCCCAAAACCACCCCGAAAAUACCUAUUGGAAAAACCAAUACCAAAACUACAAGCCAUAUCAGUGCUACAAGCCAUAUUAGCAACAAUAGGCCUCCUUUUAAUAUUGAUGGGUAUAAGCCAAAUAUGAGACAAUGCCAUAUUGGAGGAAUCGAAAUGGAUUUUUCUCAAUUGGAUCACCCAUUUCCAUUUGCAACUGAAUUGUGUAAGUUUGAGGUGCCAAAACGGAUUGGUUUGGUGCCUCAAAUUAAUACUUUUGAGACAGUGAGUGAGCCUUGGAUUCCCGAAUUUGAACACAUGAAGGUUGAAAGGCAGGUUUCCGCCUCUCUUUAUGCAAUGAAUGGGGUGAAUGAGUACUGGGAGAAUAUUCAUAAUUCUGGUGAUCCUUUCUGGGAUCUUCCCAUGUUUUGUCAAACGUUCUGCCCAAGUUGAUCCUCUGUCUUUCUCAGCUUUGAAUGAGUUUAGGUCAUGAUUCUUGGCAAUGUA
Messenger RNA from Rhododendron vialii, 922 nucleotides. Its product is annotated as ethylene-responsive transcription factor ERN1-like. Gene Ontology annotation, molecular function: DNA binding; DNA-binding transcription factor activity. The transcript has a single exon. The record is from RefSeq and is a predicted model, not a curated record. Gene Ontology annotation, biological process: regulation of DNA-templated transcription. Lineage: Eukaryota; Viridiplantae; Streptophyta; Magnoliopsida; Ericales; Ericaceae. Bases 86 to 868 code for a protein of 260 amino acids.